Molecule: messenger RNA, 1001 nt
Organism: Pelagomonas calceolata
Lineage: Eukaryota; Pelagophyceae; Pelagomonadales; Pelagomonadaceae
Source: the annotation of a GenBank genome assembly
AACUUUGCAGCGCAGCGUAGAGCACUAUGUAUGCCAAAUAGACGUGCGCACCAAUGCGCGUCGUCGCGCUGAGCUUGCUCCUGGUGCGGUGCGGCGCCGAGGACCAGCCCCGGCACGCCGCCGCGGCGCACUGCGCCAGUCGAGGCCGUACUUUAAUUGCUUUUGGUGCCCACACGGACGAAUCAUUUGUGCAAAACGAAUUAACAAACAUCCACAAUGCCGCGGACGCGAUGAGCCGAGGCUGCCCGGCCCACGACGUCGCGCUUUUUGUGGACGCGUCGAAGCAAUAUGGCGUCCUCAGGCACCCGACCAACGGCACGACGGUCCGCGUUCCCUUCGCCCUUCUGAAGAAGAACGCUUCCGCGGCCACGCGCGCGUUUGUCAGCCACCAGCUCUUGAUGGCCUCGCUGCCCGCUUAUGUUGCAGAGGACAAACGUUAUGAUUAUGUGUGGGUCAUCGAGGAGGACGCGAAGCUCGCGCAGGGGAGCUGGGACCAACUGUUUCGCAAGUUUAACAGUAGUCAGGCGGAUUUGAUAGCACAUAUCCGGCGGACGCGCAACGGCAUGGCGGCGCUACUACCCGUCGCGCGCCUCUCGACGCGAUUAAUACGAGCCAUACGCCGCGACCUCGCGCGAAUCGACAAUCGCGAACGAGGCGCGCCGCGGAGAAGAAUCCACGGCGCCUUCUCGUACCAGCUGUGCCGCGGGCGGAGCUGGUGCGCGACCGAGGCGAUCCCGCGGGAGUGGCUCGCCGUCUACCGCGCGAAGUGCGCCUGGAGCGGGGCCAAGUUCGAGAAGGAUGCGGAGACGUGGUUCAAUCCCACAUCGCAUGGUCUGUUGUACCACCCGGUCAAGCUCCACGCGCCGACGUCGGGACGGGACUUCAAGCGCUACAACUGCGCCAAGACCUUCGCGAAGGAGCUCUCCGAGAACGGGCGCCAGCGCGCGCAAGCGGCGAACGAAAAGCGCGGCGGCUCGCGUGUGUAAUUGUUGUGUGGUAUG